CCAUAUCCUGCACUUUGACAUCACACUAGAACUGGGGGCCACAUCCUGCAGUCUGACAUCGCAGUGACACUGGGGUUUGGGGGCCACAGCCUGCAUUUCGAUAUCACAGUGGUGGUGGGGCUGAGGGGCCAAUCCUGCACUGGGCACCUGCUCCAGUCUCCAGCAGGACAGGGGACUAGGAUGACCUGCUUGGCACAGAGGAGGCAGAGCCACCCACAGCUCCCCUCGCCCUCAGGCUACCAUGGAACAAUGUAGCACAGAGAGCAGCACUGCAGGCACACAGCCCCCCAGCCAGGGGCAGCGCUGGAGCAGGGGACACCCCAGCAGUCCCCGGGCCCAGCAGGCUGGGGACAAGGGCACAGUAGGACGUCCUGGGGCUGUGCAGUGCACCCGGGGCACUGGUGCAAAGCCUGGCAGGUCAGACAAUGCCAUGUCAGGGGCCCCAGGCUCAGCCAGGCAGAGGCAGGCAGGGCAGCGCCCUCUCCCUCACUCUGCCCCACCCCGUGCUGGGGACACGGGGCCAGUGAGCUCAGAUGGGGCUGUGCUCACACGGCUGGCAUCAGCCACCACCACCAGCCACCAAGAUGGCCACCAGUGCUGGCUUGACCUUGAGCUCCUCAAGAAGGCCAAGCUGCAUGUGGAGACAGCCAUUAAGGAGAAGAAGAUCUUCAUGGUGCAGGGCCCCUACCCCACCAUCCGCAGGCUGCUGCGGGCCCGGGGCUGGGUGGAGAGGAAGCCCCCCAGGGUGGGCAGACAGCUGGAGCAGCAUCGUGGCAACCAACAGAAACAGCAGCUGGAGACAGAGGCAAGGGAGGAUGGCGAGGAGCAGGGGGAGGCAGUGCUGAACCCACGUGGUGGGGCACAGCCUACCCUGGAGAUCACAGAGCUGCUGCACUCCCCAUGGCCACCCACUGAGGAGGAGGAGGAGGAGGAAGAGCAGUGCGAUGAGGACCCCAGUGGCAUCCAUGACCUCAUGUCUUACCUGGUGCGGGACCGAGUGCCAAAUUUCAUCUGGGCCAACUACCUCAGUGCUGUUGACCCUCAGCUGCUGGAGCAGGACCACGUGGUGAACCACUAUGCCCGAGUGGGUGCCUUCACCACCAAGGAGGGGCUGUGCCUCAGCCUGCAAAACUUGCCCUGGAUCGAGCAAGCAGACCCCAACACCUUCUUCCCACGGUGCUAUCGGCUGGGGACUACAGACGAGCGGGAAGCCUUCAUCGACGAUUUCCGCCUGACAGCAGCUCGCAGUCUGCUCAAACUGGCCCUGGAAGAGGCUGGGGACAGGCUGAUGGGGACUGAGCAGCCCCCAAGCUCUGACAAGGGGCCAGCAGGGCCAGGAUCUCCCCUGUACCCCCAGCUGGUGGAGGAGGCCCUGGAGGUCUGUGAGCAACACCUGGGUGUUCUGGGGCACCAAGACAUCGACAGGGGCACCCCGUUCCCCUGCAGGACAUGCAUUGACUGGGACCGCUUCCUGCAGGAUUACUACUGUGUGGCACAUGAGGGGGCUGGGCUGGUGCUGAGUGGGGCACAGCGGGAGCGGUGCCAGGAUCUGCUGCGGCGCCUGGCGGAGCAGCUGCCGCAGUUCAGCAUGGAGGGCAAGCUCAACGUCUGGAUCCUCAAGCCUGGUGCUGAAUCCCAAGGCAGGGGCAUCGUCUGUGCGACGCGGCUGGAGGAGGUGCUGCGGCUGGCGCGGGGCUGCACAGCCCCCUCGGUGCAGGAGGGCAAGUGGGUGGUGCAGAAGUACCUGGAGCGGCUGCUGACCAUCUUCGGCACCAAAUUUGACAUCCGUCAGUGGUUUGUGGUGACUGACUGGAAGCCGCUGACUGUCUGGUUCUAUGGAGACUGCUACCUGCGCUUCUGCUCCCGGCCCUUCUCCCUGCACUGCCUGGAGCGUGCCAGGCACCUCUGCAAUGUCUCCGUCCAGAAGUGGUACAAGACAUCACCAGACCAGGACCCCCGCGUGCCCUCUGACAGGGUCUGGUCCAGCAAGCAGUUCCAGGCAUACCUGGCGUGGCUGGGGCAGGCAGAUGCCUGGCACCAAGUGAUAGUGCCUGGCAUGAAGGCGGCAAUACUGAGCGCCCUGCGUAGUGCCCAGGACCAGGUGGGCUUCCGCAAGAACAGCUUUGAGCUCUAUGGGGCUGACUUUCUCGUGGGGGAGGACUGCCAGCCCUGGCUGCUGGAGAUCAACUCCUGCCCCACCAUGAGCCCCUCCUCAGCCGUGACCAGACGACUCUGUGCCAACGUCCAGCGGGACACGCUGCGCCUCGUGCUUGACCGCAAGGACAACCCCACCUGCUCCAUUGGAGCCUUUGAGCUCAUCUACAAGGAGGCAGCUAUGCCCAGGCCACUUUCCGGGCGUGUGAAGCUGAUAGUCAAAGGCUGUUCCCUGAAGAAGUGCUGGUCAGCACAGCACCAAGCCCAGGUCAAGCCCCCUGCCACUGUGCCCAGUGCCACCCAGCACCCUGUGCCCCCAAGGGCCAGAGACACCCAGGUGCCCCAGCAAGCACAGCAUCAACCCCCCACCACUGUGCCCAGUGCCCCCAGGCUCCCCGUGUCCCCAGGGGCCAGAGACACUCCUGUACCCAAGCGAGCACAGCACCAGCCUCCCACCACUAUGGCCAGUGCCCCCAAGCUCCCCAUGUCCCCAGGGGCCAAAGACACUCCUGUACCCAAGCAAGCACAGCAUCAAUGCCCCACCACUGUGCCCAGUGCCCCCAGGCUCCCUGUGUCCCCAAGGGCCAGAGACACUCAUGUACCCAAGCGAGCACAGCAUCGAUGCCCCACCAUUGUGCCCAGUGCCCCCAGGCUCCCUGUGUCCCCAAGGGCCAGAGACACUCAUGUACCCAAGCGAGCACAGCAUCGAUGCCCCACCACUGUGCCCAGUGCCCCCAGGCUCCCCGUGUCCCCCAGGGCCAGAGACACUCAUGUACCCAAGCGAGCACAGCAUCAACUCCCCACCACUGUGCCCAGUGCCCCCAAGCUCCCCAUAUCCCCAGGGGCCAGAGACACUCAUGUACCCAAGCGAGCACAGCAUCGAUGCCCCACCAUUGUGCCCAGUGCCCCCAGGCUCCCUGUGUCCCCAAGGGCCAGAGACACCCGGAUGCCACAGCAAGCACGUCAUCAACCCCCCACCACUGUGCUCAGUGCCCCCAAGCUCCCUAUGCCCCCAGGAGCCAGAGACACCCAGGUGCCCAAGCCCAGAGCAGCAACAGGGAAGCUGCCUCCUCCGUGGCAAUGGUGUGGCCCCAGCUCUGGCCCCUCAGCACUGCCACAGCCCUGGAGCUGCUCUGCUGGGAGCCAGGGGCUGUCAUGCCUCUGUCACCCACACAGGCAGCCCCAGGCUGCUCAGCCCCUGAUCAAUGUCUGUCCCCUGGACAGGGUGCCCAUGCCGCUGCCCUGGGGAGCCCCCAGCAACCCCUGGCUAGCCCUGGGCUGUGUCCCCUCCUUCCCUCCUGCCAGGCCACCGCAUCUACCUCUGCCUGCACAGAUCAUUGGGACCCCCAGCCCAGAGCAGAAGCAUAUGGCAGUUCCCAAUGGGACACAGAAGUGUGUCCUGGGAUACUGAGACAUUCCCAGGAGGGGACAGUGCCCCGCCCAUCCUUGCUAGGCCGGCAUGGCAGCACUCGGCUCCCUCUCACUGCAGUGCACCUCUACUGCUGUGUCAUGGUCCCCACUUCAUCCCUCAUAUGCACUUCAAAAUACUUCUGCAAUAAGGAGCCUGGUUUGGA
Chiroxiphia lanceolata (lance-tailed manakin) is the source of this 3728-nucleotide messenger RNA. Its product is annotated as tubulin monoglycylase TTLL3-like. The coding region runs from base 242 to 3565 and encodes 1107 amino acids. NCBI's taxonomy places the organism in Eukaryota, Metazoa, Chordata, Aves, Passeriformes, Pipridae. Gene Ontology annotation, biological process: cilium assembly; cilium movement; protein polyglycylation. Gene Ontology annotation, cellular component: cilium. The transcript has 10 exons. Gene Ontology annotation, molecular function: protein-glycine ligase activity, initiating. The record is from RefSeq and is a predicted model, not a curated record.